AUGGAAAUGGCAGCCACUAAAGACAGAAGAUAUGGAACUAUUAUUGGAGGGAAAUAUAAACUAUUAAAAAUGCUUGGUUCUGGCUCCUUUGGAGAGGUUUAUUGUGCUAUUGACAUCACUAAUGACAAUGAAGUGGCAGUGAAAUUAGAAUCUAAGAGAACCAAGUACCCCCAGUUGUUAAACGAAAGUAAUCUCUACCGGCUUCUCCAGGGGGGCACUGGUUUUCCUCGUCUGUUGUGGUAUGGCGAGGAAAAACAUCAGAAUGCAUUGGCCAUGGACCUUCUUGGACCCAGCUUAGAAGAUUUCUUCAAUAUCUGCUCAAGAAAGUUCUCUAUGAAAACGAUACUUAUGUUAGCUGAUCAGAUGAUAAGUAGACUUGAAUAUCUGCAUAGUAAGGAUUUCAUACACAGAGACAUUAAGCCAGAAAACUUCCUAAUGGGUCCUAGCUGCUACCUCUCUAAUUUUUGUAACCGAUUAUAUCUUGUGGAUUUGGGUUUGGCAAAGAAGUACAGAGAAAAAUCAAAACAACAUAUACCUUGUAGAGAAGUUCAAUAUCUAGUUGGUACUGCCCUAUAUGCUAGCAUUAAUACUCACUGUGGUACUGAACAAAGUCGCCGAGAUGACUUGGAGGCAUUAGGAUAUGUUUUGAUAUAUUUUAAUGGAAGCAUUCUGCCAUGGCAAGGAUUAGUGGCUGCCUCAAUGAAACAAAAGUGGGAUCGUAUUAAAGAAAAGAAGAUUGAAAUUCCCAUUGAAGAUUUGUGUAAAGACAUUCCUAAAGAAUUUGCCAUAUACUUAAACUAUUGUCGUGAGUUGGGUUUUGAAGAAACCCCAGAUUACGAGUAUCUUAGACAACUAUUCCAGAGUCUUUUCCAAAACUUGAAUUAUAAAUAUGACUACAUUUAUGACUGGACUUCAAUGCCAAUGUGUAAUGUGCAGGAAAACCAACCUCUCGCUGGGAAUUAA
Molecule: messenger RNA, 963 nt
Organism: Suncus etruscus (white-toothed pygmy shrew)
Lineage: Eukaryota; Metazoa; Chordata; Mammalia; Eulipotyphla; Soricidae
Product: casein kinase I-like
Exons: 2
Coding region: 1-963 (320 amino acids)
Biological process (GO): peptidyl-serine phosphorylation; negative regulation of canonical Wnt signaling pathway; signal transduction
Cellular component (GO): cytoplasm; nucleus
Molecular function (GO): ATP binding; protein serine/threonine kinase activity
Source: RefSeq, a predicted model, not a curated record